Molecule: messenger RNA, 1574 nt
Organism: Capsaspora owczarzaki ATCC 30864
Lineage: Eukaryota; Filasterea; Ministeriida; Capsasporidae
Product: sec tRNA synthase
Exons: 9
Coding region: 63-1475 (470 amino acids)
Biological process (GO): selenocysteine incorporation; conversion of seryl-tRNAsec to selenocys-tRNAsec
Molecular function (GO): O-phosphoseryl-tRNA(Sec) selenium transferase activity; tRNA binding
Source: RefSeq, a predicted model, not a curated record
GACUGAUUCCAAAUCGAGUGCGGCUCAGUCUCGCAUUUUGACAUUGAAUCCCCGCAGUGCCAAUGGACACGGAGAUCAACCAAAACCUCGCAAAGGACAUCCUGGGCAAUGACGCAUACAUCCAGCAGGGCGCAGACGCCAUCCGCACGCGCCAAAACCUCGUCAAAUCGCUGCUCGCACAACGCAAAUGGCCAGAGCUAGGCUGGGACGAAAUGUCCAUUGAGCUGCUGUUGAGCGAUCUCGCGCAGAUGGACAGCAACAACUUUCCAGCAAACAUUGGCGCUGGCGAACGCGAGGCGCGCGUGUACUCGGACUUGGUUGCGCGCAGGCACUUUCGAAUGGCGCACGGCAUUGGUCGCUCGGGUGACAUUGCAGCAAUCCAGCCAAAGGCAGCUGGUUCGUCACUCAUCAUGAAACUCGUCAACAUUAUGUGCCUGGACGUGAUUCGAUUAGCCGGUGUUCAUGCAGCUAAUGCAUGCAUCGCUCUACCUCUGGCAACGGGAAUGGCAAUGGUCAUGACAUUGUUGACGUUAGCUCAAACACGACCACCGUCGGCAAGAAAGGUGCUCUGGCUCCGCAUUGAUCAAAAGUCCUGCAUCAAGGCAAUCACCGCUUGUGGAUUCGAAGUUGUUGUUGUUGAUAAUGCCAUCGAGGGCGACGAAGUGCGCACGGAUUUGUCUGCGCUCCAACAUCAGGUGAACACUGUCGGAAAGGACAACAUUUUGUGCAUCGUUUCGACGACGAGCUGCUUUGCACCACGGUGUCCAGAUCGCAUUGUCGAGAUUGCAAAAAUCUGUGCGACAGAGAGCAUCCCGCAUGUCAUCAACAAUGCCUACGGUAUCCAGAGCUCUAAAAUCACGGCGCUCAUACAAGACGCGCACAAGGCGGGACGAGUCGACGCGUUCGUGCAGUCCUCCGAUAAGAACUUGAUGGUACCUGUGGGUGGCGCGCUCGUAGCUGGUCACGAUCGUGCAUUCAUCAAACGCAUCGGUGAAAUGUACCCUGGUCGAGCGUCUGCCGCCCCUUCCGUGGAUAUUUUCAUCACACUGCUGUCCAUGGGUCAGCAAGGCUUUCGUUCCCUGUUGAAGCAACGAAAGGUUGUGUUUGAACAGCUUCGAGCAAAACUCGGCGCGUUUGCCGUCAGCCAAGGUGAACGGCUGCUGGAAACCCCUCACAAUCCCAUUUCACUCGCCAUCACGCUGUCGACGUUCGGAUCGGACGCAACAAGGCUCGGGUCGUUCUUGUUUACGCGAUGCGUGUCUGGAACUCGCGUGGUUGCCGCAGACCGCGCAGCAGCAACAACAUCGGUUGGUCCCGUUUCCCUGUCCAAUUUCGGCGCUCACCACAGUGCCUACCACGGUGCCUACCUGACAGCAGCUGCCGCGAUCGGCAUGACCGAACAAGAAGUGGACGCAUUGAUUGAUCGGCUGACUGCUGCCUUCAAGGAUUUACGCGCGGCGAUGAACCAGCCAUAGCAAAGUUCCCAACCUCACGUGUUGAUUUCGAUUUCUUUGCGUGUACUGUUGAUUUGUAGAUUGUAGAUUGUAGAUUUUUUUAAUUCAAGGAUUAACAAG